This is a messenger RNA of Penicillium verhagenii, 822 nucleotides long. Its product is annotated as WW domain binding protein 11. Bases 1 to 822 code for a protein of 273 amino acids. Lineage: Eukaryota; Fungi; Ascomycota; Eurotiomycetes; Eurotiales; Aspergillaceae. Gene Ontology annotation, biological process: RNA processing. The transcript has a single exon. The record is from RefSeq and is a predicted model, not a curated record.
AUGGCCAAGGACAAGGAGCGAUCAGCGAAUCCGGCGGCGGCGCACCGCAAACAAGAAAAGCAGAAAGCCUUGAAGAAAGGAAAGGCCGAACAGCUAGCUCGACGCAAUGAGAGACUUGCGCGCACCAACCCCGAGCGAAUCCAGCGACAGAUCGAAGAAUUGAAAACAGUGGAGGAAACGGGAGGAACUUUACGGCCGCGAGAUAAGGAGAUACUAGAAGCACUUGAAAAGGAGUUACGCUCCGUACUGAAGGCCCGUGAGGCGCUCGGCGAUAAGGCACCAAAGUUUCAGCCGGCGCGUGGCGAUUACGGGAAGAAUGAUGGGCGGGAUGCGGUACUUGGGAAGCGGAGGCGGGAUGAGUUUGCCCCGCCCGCGGACAGUGAUAGCAGUGAGACGGAUGAGGAUGUGCGUCGGAUACCCAUGCCCCGGGAUACUCCCCCGCCAAUUCCACGGCAGCCGCGGAAACGUGGCGGCGAGGGAGAUAGCCAACCGGAGCGGCGUGGGCCCCAUGCGCUUCCUUCUAGACCACCUGCUCCCGAGGCGAAGAAAGUCUACGAAGCACAACCUGAAAUCCGCAACUUGCGGCAGGAGGCUGUUAAUAAGUUCAUUCCUGCCGCGGUACGGUUGAAACAGGACUCGAUUCGGGGUCAAGGAAAAUUGCUUGAGCCGGAGGAGAUGGAUAGACUUGAGAAAGCUGGGUAUUCAGCUUCAACACAGAAACCUGCUACCGAUGAGCAAAUGUCUUUGGAAGAGGAGGAACGGCGGUUCAAUGCCGAACUCAAGACUGUUCAGAUUGAGGAGGUUGAAGAUGAAGAUGCUUAG